CUCAUGCUAUUUAGCACAAAGGUGUGCAAGGUGCCCUGUGGACCCAAUGUCAACAUAAAAGUGCCACUGGAUCGACACAACACACCGUGUCUUCUGCGUGUCAUCUAAUCAAGCUUCACCAUCAAGCUAAACCACUGUAACCAUGACCAGGAUCAUCUUCUACGAGGACAGGAACUUCCAGGGUCGCAGCUAUGAGACCAGCAGCGACUGCCCCGACCUCAACAUGUACCUAAACCGCUGCCAGUCGGUCAGGGUGGAAAUGGGCUGCUUCGUCAUCUAUGACCGCUCCAACUUCAUGGGCAACCAGAUGUUCCUGAAGAGGGGAGAGUACUCCGACUUCCAGCGUAUGGGCUCCAUGAUGGGCAUGGGGGAUAUGACCAUGCUGGAGUCCAUCCGUUCCUGCCGCAUGAUCCCAAUGCACCGGGGACAGUUCAGAAUGAGGCUGUACGAGAGGGAGAGCUUCAGAGGCCAGAUGCAUGAGCUGAUGGAAGACUGCGAGUCCAUCCAGGAGCGCUUCCGCAUGUCCGAGAUGCAGUCCUGCAACGUGAUGGAUGGCCACUGGCUCAUGUACGAGCAGCCCCAUUUCAGAGGCAGGAUGAUGUAUGUGAGGCCUGGAGAGUACAGGAGUAUCAGAGACAUGGGCAUGAGCACCAUGAUGAGAGUUCACUCCAUCAGAAGGAUCAUGGAUGCCUGUGAGGGUCAGCGGCAUUGAUGCCUGAGAUUCCUGCUGUCCUGACAUCGAAAAAGGCUGCUAAAAGUCACAAUUCUCAUUGAAUGAAAUAAAACUCUUAUUUUGAA
Messenger RNA from Salmo salar (Atlantic salmon), 798 nucleotides. Its product is annotated as gamma-crystallin M3-like. The record is from RefSeq and is a predicted model, not a curated record. Lineage: Eukaryota; Metazoa; Chordata; Actinopteri; Salmoniformes; Salmonidae. Gene Ontology annotation, biological process: lens development in camera-type eye; visual perception. Gene Ontology annotation, molecular function: structural constituent of eye lens.